CGAACGCAGAGUGUUCCCACCACAUUACCUGUUUCUCUAGAUUUUAGAAGCCUGGAAUCCCGUAUGCUUAUAAUUAUAAGUAAGUGAUUGCAUGACCUCCAGCCUGGAUACUCGGGGUUUUGGGCCCCCUACCAACUAAAUCCAUCCAUCCUCAACAACACGGCUAUCAGCUUUUAUCAAGUGGCAUAAUAAAUAUUCAUUCACCAAGACUACCUACCUAUCUUGAGCAAUAUUUCAAUAUAAACCUCUACCAACCCCAGCAACACCCUCACCAAAAAGAAAAAUGGUCAGCAAAUCCGGCACAGUCCACCCGGGGUCCAUCUCCUCGCGCGUGCGCAAGGCAGCCAAGGACAUGGAGAACCUGCUGGCAGGGACGCUCUGCAACGAGCCCAAGGACGCAAAGGAGCACAUCGAGUACGACUGCGUCAUGGUCAACCCGCUCAUCCACCCGGACGGCAAGUCGGAGCCGCUGCACAUGAAGUCGGAGCCGACACUCACCGAGGCCAUCGACAAGCUCGCCGAGAAGGGCCAGCUGAUCAGCUGGAAGAUCCACAAGGAGGACCCGGAGCCCGCCAUCGCCGAGGUCGACAUGAUGGCCGUGCAGAUCAUCUACCGCGUCACCGUCAUCAAGACCGACAGCGGGAGCACCGACCUCGACGCGGGGGACAUGGACAAGGUCGAGGCGUGGUGCACCAGCACGUGGAGGCAGCUUGCUGGUGGGGACUGGAAGCUCGUUGCGCAGCUUUUCGUGCCUAUAUGAUGGGAGUGUGGGGUGGAGACAGAUACUGACGGGUUGAGAUUAUCAUGUUUAUGAUUAUGUUUCGGGGCUCAGGCGUGGUCUUCUGUAAUGGAUGUUAUUGAAUAAGGGGUUCACGUUUAAUGCAAGGCUUUUAGUUUUAUGAUAUGCACACAUUGCUCAUGAAGGAAUGCAGCAGGUCUUCCA
Diaporthe batatas is the source of this 943-nucleotide messenger RNA. RefSeq lists its product as uncharacterized. The transcript has a single exon. Bases 284 to 760 code for a protein of 158 amino acids. NCBI's taxonomy places the organism in Eukaryota, Fungi, Ascomycota, Sordariomycetes, Diaporthales, Diaporthaceae. The record is from RefSeq and is a predicted model, not a curated record.